UGCGAUUAUUUAAUUGGUUCACGUGCGGAUCAAUAGACCCGCCUUCUUCAAAUUGUGGUUUCUCAUUGGUGUAACGUGAGAUCCGUCACCAAAAUGGUAACAAACGAUUGGCUUCCAAUCGAAACCAAUCAACUAUUUUCUUUCACGUCAUUACAUUGCGACUCAACCACGCUGACGACAACAGAAGCUUGACCUUACGGAAUUUAAAAGCUUUUCGUAGCAAUUUUCCUCAAUGUUUCAACAGAAUACAAUUCGGGUUACGAAUCGUAUAUUUUGGCACUGGCAUAGAAGUUAUACUUUGUUGACAUCAUGGACUCGGUUAUCAAGGACAAGACUACUGCACGUACAACCGCUUGCAUCAGGGACCAGUCAAUGGUCCACUUCACAGUCAAGACACAGCAGUGGUCCGACUUUGCCAGUUGCUUUCAGGCAGUAUCGAAGAGAUGUACCUCUAGAUAAACAAUUCUCUACCACAACACACGUCUGCAGCGAUUCCAUUGGGAAGAUUCAUUCAACACAUUACCACUUGGUUUACACAUGCAAGGUGUGCUCAACCAGGUCAACAAAGAGGAUAUCCAAGGUAGCCUAUCAUAAAGGUGUUGUCCUAGUGACCUGCCCAGGAUGUGAAAAACACCACAUUAUUGCUGACAACUUGGGUUGGUUCUCUGACCUGAAGGGAAAGAGGAACAUUGAGGAAAUCCUUGCAGCGAAAGGGGAGAAGGUGAAGAGGGUAGAAGAAGAGGCGGCCUUCGAGAUUGUUAUAGACGAGUCUGGCAAGGAUACAACACAGACUGCUCAAGAUGCAAAGAAACCUUCACCAGAGUCUGACUCAGGGAAAUCAUGACUAACUCUCUGUGGGUGUGUGUGCGCACAUACAUGCAUUUGUCGAUGGACUGAUCACAACAAGGACACCAUUCUCUAUGAGGGAGAAAUGGCUAUUACUAAGUAAAUGCAACACUUCUUUUGAUAUUUCUAUCUCCAUAUUGUUUUCAUAAGAUUAUCAUUUCUUCUAAAACUAUUUUAUAACAACUGAACACUAGUGCCUGAAUAUUCCUUGGGUUUACACCAAUCUUACUACUACUGCACUGAUCACACUCAAACAGAAAAGGCUGAUGCUUGCAAUUCAUUUUUAUUGUAAAGUUGUAUGAUAUAAAGCAGGAAGAAUUAACACCCAAACGCCCAUUUAUGGCCCAUGGCAAACUGCCUAUCAUAGACCCUCUCCCUCUUCUUCCAGGGUGUCCUCCAGCAGCUCCUGAAAGCAAAGUUGUCAAUCCACAUGGAAGCAGAACAUAGAGUGCUCCUGUAAAACAAUUAUCCCGUCAGGAAUUCAUCAAAUAGUCAUUGAACGAAUGGGAUUCACAGUAAUACAUUUGUCUGAGAAUUUUCAAUCAUAAACCCCAGUUCUGGAGCCCCGAUCCUCUCAUCACAAGCCCAAGCACUUACCUCAUCUGCUCUAAUGUGUUUUCCUCUUCCUGCCUGCCUCCCUCCCUUUCAUCCUUUCCUAUUGAUGCUUCAACAGAUAAAGUGACCUCAUAUGCCACAAUCUGUUUCAAGAAAAAAACAUCCGAAAGCCCGCUCACAUGAGGUGAAUAAUCACAUGAGAUCAGGAAUUGUAGUGUUUGAGUUGAAAGACAUUGCAUAAAUUAACUUCUAUCAACACUAAUACAGUUGUCUACAGAGAACAGGCUUUGAUAGUAAACACUUACCUAAUGUAGUCAUGGAGCUGUGCUCCUCCUCCAACCCUCCCAUCCUUUCCAAUUGAUGCUUCAACAGAUCUGUUUCUUUGGCUGCUCUUCUCAUCUAUCUCAGACUUGAACAGGCUUAGAAAGAGGACAAAAGGAAACCAAAGCAACUUUAAAAGAGAAGUAGAAGAGGCAGACUUCAUUUCUUUUUGACAUGUCUGUUGGCUCUUUUUCCUGUGCUCUUGGUCUUCUCCUUUUCUGCUCAUCCUUAGUUAUUUAGAUAGUUAUUUUGGCCAUUCGUACAUUGGAAUUCUAGUUCCAUCUCCACUCUAUUACUCCUAUAAAAUGUUUUCACCUCUUUUCUCUGGGUCUCUGUUUAUCUUGCCACCCCUUGUGUUUUCCAUAACUUUCUUUUGAUCCACUCAGCUCUCCUUUACUGCUGAUCUCAUUUACCUUUUAUCCCAUGGUCCUUCCCGAUUCUGUCCUCAGAACUUGAAUUCUAUAUAUCCUACUUCCCUCCUGAUAAACCACUCUGGUCUCCCUUCCUCCUCUCUCAUGUUUCCUCCUCUUCACCCUCAUGCCUGGCUUCCUUAUGAUUUUUUCCUGCUUUUGCUAAUUUUCUCGUUUUGUUGUUUGUUUUUUUCUUUAAAAAAAAUCUAAUUUGUUUUUGUUUAUUUACAUCUAUUAACAUACCUAGGAGCAUUGACUUGUACAUUUCUUCUUUUGUCUGCUCCCUUUCUUUUAUAAUCUACUCAAAAGUUGUCAUUGACUCGUCCGCCAAUUUCUUCUGCUUCUUCCUUGUUCUUCUCUUCGCAGAGCGGUCUCUGGACGCUGCUCCCUCUCUUCCCUCCGCACAGAGGCGUCAGAUGUAGACGAUGUGACCUCGUAUGCCACCACCUGUUUUGCUCUCUGUGUCUGCCCUUUUUUCUGACACAGCGCACGCCUCUUUUCUCUUUCAAUCUGUGCAUUCCUCUCUUCUCUCUCAUACAGUUUCUCCAUCUCCAUCUUGAACCUGGCCUCGUGAUCUUUUAUUUUUUGAAGCUCUGCUCUCUUCUUAUCCUCGUCUCGUAUCCUUGUCUGCCUUUUCUGUUCCUCCUUCUCUUGUUCCUGCUGUAUCUUCAAUCUUCUUUUCUGUUCCACUUUCCUCCUCUUCUCUUCUUUCUCUCGUGCCUUUUGCUGCAUCUCCAACACCUUCAUUCUCUCCUUUUCCCUGUUCCUCUCCUCCUCCAUCCUCUGUUUCUCAAUCUUUUUCAACUUCUCUUCCCUCUUUUUCUCCAUCUUUUUCUCUUCCUCUGCCCUCUUUUUCUCUUCUUUUUCACGGGCCUUCUGUUGCAUCUCCUGCUUCUUUCUUUCUUUUUUCUCUCUCUUUUUCUCUUGUUCUCGUCUCUUUUUCUCAUGUUCGAUCUUUAGUUUCAUCUCUGCAUUCUCCCUUUUCCUCUGCUCCUCAAACUAGUUUUUUUCCAUAUUUUCUGUCCUUUUCCUUUCCUCCUCAUUCAAUUUCUUCUGUCUCUUUUCCCACUUCUUGAGCUCUUCAACCCUGGCUUUUUCCUUCCUCCUUUCGAUCUUCAUCAUCUCUUCAUUUCUCUUAGCCUCAUCCUUGAAAUAUUUGAUCCUGUCUGCGUAGCUCAUGGCAUUAAGUUCUUCUUUCCCUCGGCUCGCCAUCAUAGACAUUGCAUUGGCGGUUGCAUAUCUCCCUUCCAUUUUACCACUAUCAAUCUCCUUCCUGUCCCUCUCACCAUAAGGAUCCCUGUGUAGACAUCUCUGCUGUUGUCCACUCAUGCUCUCCUCACUUUCACUACUCCCCUCCUGACUUGUGUCCUCACUCACACAUCAUCCUCAGACGAGCACGAGGGAGUCACAGCCUUCUCAGUGAUGACGCGGAGCACCUUGAUGUAGUCAGCUUCUGUGUUCACCCUGUGAGCGAGCGGGCACAGCUCCUCGUAAAUGGAUUUCCAUGUGAGUGACUCCUCACGUACGUCGUCAGGCAGGUAUAGAUCAGAUGAUUGCCUCUUGAGCACAUUCACAACCUCUACCAGGUCCUGCUGGGUGUCCCCCUGAGUGUCCUCUCGGGCGGCCACUGGCGUGGCGUCUGGGCUGGCUGGGCGCUCGGGGGCUGUGGCAGGGGUAUUGGAUUGUUCUACUGCAGAGGAGCAGGAGGCCUCAGUGUCAUCGUUCUUGUCAUCGUUGUUUACCCUUUUCUUCAGAAUCUCUUCCUUUCUCUUUUGGGCCAUCCUCUCAAUCAGCUGUGCUUUAUACAUAUUUGCAAUUUCUGCACCUCUCCGUUGAACUUCCUCAGACAAUUCCUCAGACGAUGCAAUCUCUGGCCUCUUGACCUCAUCCUUGACCUUUGCCUGGCCAGUCAAUGGGGACCUGGGGUGGGCAUGCGGAUGGGUCUGUCUCAUCCGGGCAGGAGGGCCGGAAACCAGGGGGUGGGAUGGGACAGCAAAUCGGUGUGAAGCGUGUGGGUGUGACGUCUUGGACGUUGAAUGAGGCCAUCUUUCAGGGGAGGUGCAGCUCUGUGUGUCCAGAGGGGGAAAGAUUGAAUGUUUCUUAGAUGGGUCCUUCUGGGUGCCGGCAGCAUGCUGGUCUGGCUCCGAAUGGCUGUUGGCGAGGAACCUGUGGAGGUUGUACCAGGGGAAAGCUGGCAGUGUCGGGGAGACGGGACAAAGAAUGGAGGUGGAGCGCUGCUUGAUCACCCCUUUAUCCACCCCAAUCUGUAUGAUGACAGACACAUUUUUAUUACUUAAUAGCUUGAUGGUCAUUGUUAUUACUAUCUUAAAACAAUUACAUGUGUAUGGGUAAUAAAUAUCAUAAAGAAAA
Salmo salar (Atlantic salmon) is the source of this 4502-nucleotide messenger RNA. It is a transcript of the gene dnlz, whose product is annotated as DNL-type zinc finger. Gene Ontology annotation, cellular component: mitochondrion. Gene Ontology annotation, biological process: protein stabilization; protein folding; protein import into mitochondrial matrix. Gene Ontology annotation, molecular function: protein-folding chaperone binding; zinc ion binding. The record is from RefSeq and is a predicted model, not a curated record. NCBI's taxonomy places the organism in Eukaryota, Metazoa, Chordata, Actinopteri, Salmoniformes, Salmonidae.